AUGCAUUCGAGUUUGUCAGUCCAUAUUCACCCUGUUUUUGUUGUUUCAUUUGCCUACCCACUCAUACAUUUAGCUCAAGUCGUUGCGACAGCUGCGUAUGUCACCAUUCCUGCAGUCCGGACGAAUGGCCGACAACUUCCGGCCGGUGCAGAGGCUCAACAACAGGUCGGUGAGGACGAACAUCGAAUUUUCACAUCUGGUAGGUACCUUUGUGUUUAG
Messenger RNA from Protopolystoma xenopodis, 219 nucleotides. The record is from the annotation of a GenBank genome assembly. Lineage: Eukaryota; Metazoa; Platyhelminthes; Monogenea; Polystomatidea; Polystomatidae.